AUGCAAAUAGCACUUUAUAUCGUCCUCCUUUUUCGCAAGAUCCUAGCCGACUUGGAUCAGCUCGACUACUUGACCUCAUUUGGUUAUCUUCCCGACAGCAUCCGGGAAGGGAACCUACAAGUCUCCAGUGAAUUAUAUGAAACUGGUGUGAUGGCGAUGCAGCGCUCGUUCGGGCUUCCGGAAACCGGGAAAAUAGAUCCUACUUCGUUGAAAUAUAUGAAAAUGAGACGCUGUGGUGUUAAGUAUGAUUUGGAUGGUGACAGAAAGUUGAAUGUUCGGAUGAAGCGUGGUAUUGAUGUUUAUCGAAUUACGCAGCGGCCAAUUACUUACAGAGUGGUGAACGGAGCUCACUCGUUGGAUUACGGUACGGUGCGACGGGUGCUGAGAGAGGUUUUUGAUUUCUACGAUCGAAAUGCUGCUCUCGCAUUUCGGGAAACCUCGGACCCGGAUGCACUUAUGCAAAUUUCGUUUGAGAAGGAGGUCCAACACGGAACUUGCCCAUAUCGAUUCGAAAAUCGCGGAGUUCUAGCCCAUGCUUUCCAACCGCUAAAUCCAAUCUUCAAAAUUGGAAGUGAUCUCCACUUCAAUGAUGUCCAUCAAUGGAGUUCAAACUAUAGAAGCAGCUAUGAAAACCCAUCAUUCUAUGCAGUGGCAGUCCACGAAAUCGGGCAUGCCCUCGGAUUGGACCACAACCCAAACAAUCGUAGCGUGAUGUUUGCCGUCGACAUCCCAAGACCGGCGAAAGAGGAAAUUAACCUGGAUUCUAAUGACCUCUAUGUCUUAAACUAUCUUUAUGGGCGUAAAAAUAGUGAUCGUAUCCCACAUCCGGCUGCUCCAAAACCUCAACCAACUGAAAGACCAUCCGGACCACCAACCGAGCCGCCUACUUAUGGGCCACCACAUGAGGAUCCUAUUAAACCACGCCCAUGUACCUCCGCAGUUGAUGCCAUUUUUACAAUUGAUGACGAAAUCUUUCUUUUUAAGGCCGAUUGGUAUUGGAGAGUCUACAAUAAUACCCGAACCAUCGAGGGACCACUUUUAGUCUCUGAACGAUUCAUGGGCUUACCAACACCCAUUGAUGCAGCAAUUAAUUUUGGGAAUAAUACAUACUUCUUCGUUGACGACAAAUACUACAUAUAUCAAUAUCCGCAUAAAUAUCAACUUUAUGGGGCUUCGAGAAUCAAGGAGCAUCUGAAGAACGGUCCUAUUGAAAAAGUUGAUCUGGCUUUCCAUAUGCCGGAUCCGACCUUUCAUGACGCGGAUCAUCAAACCUUUCUAUGGACAAAGGGCCGACAUGGAAAUGAAUAUUGGUGGCUGCUUGAUCCUCAUCAAAAUGGCGUUUUGGCGGUGAUCGACGGCCCAAUGAGCCGAUCAGGCACCUGGGGUAAAAUCCCACAAGAUUCCAACGCUGCCUUCUCACUUCACAACGAUGUUUAUUUUGUCCGCGGCAAUCAGGUCUAUAAGAUGAAGACGCUAAAUCCAAGCUCUGGAAUAGCUGAUGCACUGGAUUUCUCACCGCGCCGCGUGAUGCAAAGGCAUCAGGAUCGCCAUCGGGCGCAACACGAGGGCUCGGAACCUCGACCUUUAGAAGAAUCUCCACAUAAAGACACUGUAUUCCAGGUAGCAUUUGACCAACAUGGUCACCGUCUUGCAACCUGCUCUUCGGAUAUGACAGUGGCAAUCUGGGAUCGUAGCAAAAAUGGUGACUGGAUUCGAAGUGCAUUUUGGAAGGAACAUGGAGGGCCAGUGUGGAGGGUCUGCUGGGCUGCUUCAGAAUUUGGACAGGUCAUCGCCACCUCAUCGAAAGAUCGAUCCGUCCAUAUCUGGGAAGAGCUGAUGGAUCUUGAAGAAUAUGGUGUUCGCCCAAGAUAUAGCUCUGCAGGUUGGGUGCGACGGGCACGGCUGACAGAUAGUCGAGCCGAUGUGGUCGAUAUUAAAUUUGCUCCUAGACAUCUGGGACUCCAAUUGGCUGCUGCCUCUGUCCAAGGGAAGGUCCGGAUACAUGAAGCUAGAGAUUUGAUGGAUUUAUCCCAAUGGACACUCAUCCACACUCUGCAGCCUUUCGCACGUAUCGGUCUACGCUGUAGCUCCGUUGCUUGGUCAUCAGCGCGAUGUUUCCGACCUCUGAUUGCCUGUGCAUCGGAUGAGGAGAUUCCAGAAGAAGAAGCCGAGGAGAAAACUAAAGAGCCGAAGCCCGAAGAAAGGAUUAAAGGGCUGCAAGAGCAACGUGUUCGUCUCUAUGAAUAUGUUGAUACGGCCAGCGGAGGAAAAUGGUUUCCUGUGCAAAUCAAAAUUCCGGUUGCGCUUCCGGUAAACGAUAUGGCUUUUUCACCAUGUGCUUCUGCCGACCAUCACACAUUGGCAGUAGCUGCACAAGAUGUCCAUGUGCUUAAUAUACAGAUUCCGGAGGCGGCAUUCUUAGUCGAUGACUCGCCUCAAGGAACGGAAACCCUUAACAGCUACGCAACAAUCCGAGCCUCCUUCAACAGUGAUCUAUUCAAGAUCUGGCGAUUGAACUGGGAUCUGACUGGAACCGUCCUCACCGGAAUUAGUAGCAACGGAACUUUGAGAUACUGGAUUUCAAGCCAUGGCAACCGCUUUGUUCCACUACGAGCCCUACAACUACGCGAUUAUCUAGAUUUUCCGAAAUUAGACGCCAGAGAAGAGAGCAAAGACGAACGGAAAGGAAAGUCGAAAAGAGACGGC
Molecule: messenger RNA, 2706 nt
Organism: Mesorhabditis spiculigera
Lineage: Eukaryota; Metazoa; Nematoda; Chromadorea; Rhabditida; Rhabditidae
Source: the annotation of a GenBank genome assembly